CGAGGGGCGGGGAUAUUCGGGAAUUUCUGCAGAAAACCUGCGCUUUCGCUUUCGGCUGGGUUGUAGUCAAAGAGGAAAAGGCGACAGUGUCCAGAACCUUUAAGACCGUGAGUAUCUGGAGGCUCCUAACCACUGUUUGAGUUGGUGUGCCUUGUUUCUCCUCCGUAGAGCAUCAAUUAUGCAUCGAUGUGGCCUUCUCACAUCCUCUAAAGUGCCAGUGCCUUUGAAAAGCAUUUCUGUGGAUGUCACUAUACGAGGUUUCGUGGCUGACGUAGUAUCAGAACUGCAGUACCAGAAUGAGGAAAAGAAUCCAGUGGAGGCCACCUUUGUCUUCCCUCUGGAUGAUGAAGCCGCAGUCUAUGCCUUUGAGGGUCUGAUUGGUGGGACACGGAUUGAGGCCCAGAUCCGAGAGAAGAAGCAGGCCGAGCAAGAAUACGAAGAUGCCCUGAGUGAAGGCCGCCAGGCUUUCUUGCUUGAGAGAGAAGAAAAUACCAGUGACAUUUUCAUGUGCAACCUGGGCAAUCUUCCUCCUGGUGAGGAAGCCACACUGAAACUGCGCUAUGUUCAAGCACUAGUGGUAGAACCAGAUGAUGCCGUCCGUUUUGUCCUGCCAGCUGUCUUGAACCCCCGCUAUGUUCCUGCAGCAGGCUCAGAAGGGAGCACUGUUUUCCAGCAGAUACCACGGGUGUCCAAAGAAGCUCUGCCUUACACCCUCAGCCUCAGUGCCAAGGUGGAGUCCCCCUAUGGCAUCAACCGGGUGGACUCAAAAUGCAGUCUUACACAGAAUAUAUCAGAGGAUCGCACUGCUGCCCAGGUCUCCUUGGCUAAAGGGCACCAAUUUGACCGUGAUGUGGAACUGCUGAUAUAUUAUGAAGAUGUACACAAGACCAGUGCCAUUUUAGAGACUGGGAAAUCUGGAGCUGCCCCAGGUUCACUGAUGGGAGACCCAGCACUUCUGCUAAGCCUGUACCCAAACAUUCCAGCUGCCAAAGCAGGUCAAUGUGUUCCUGGAGAGUUUAUCUUCCUGCUGGAUCGCUCUGGCAGCAUGGGUAACACCUUGGGUAACAGUUUUGGCUCACAAUCACGCAUCGAGAGCGCUAAGGAGACCUUGAUUUUCUUGCUAAAGAGUCUCCCUCUGGGAUGUUACUUCAACAUCUAUGGCUUUGGUUCUACCUUUGACUCAUUUUACCCGCAGAGUGUUAAGUAUACCCAGCAGACCAUGGAUACAUCUGUCCAACGUGUGAAGGAGCUGCGUUGUGAUUUGGGAGGAACAGAGAUUAUAAAACCCCUGAAGGCUAUUUACAGCCAGCCAUGCUUUGAAGGACAUCCUCGACAGAUCUUUGUGUUCACUGAUGGAGAAGUGUCUAAUACAAAUGAGGUCAUUGCUGAAGUUCGACAUAACAGUCACUUCCACAGGUGUUUCUCCUUUGGCAUUGGGGAAGGGGCUUCAACAGCUCUGGUCAAAGGCAUUGCUCGAGCUGCUGGAGGCAGUGCCGAAUUCAUCACUGGCAAAGAACGCAUGCAGGCCAAGGCUUUGCAAAGUCUGAAGAAGGCCCUUCAGCCAGCAGUGACGGGGAUCUCUCUGAGCUGGGAGUUGCCUUCUGGCCUUGAGGCCAAACUUGUGGGGUCAGGCCCUCAGUUCAUUUUCCAAGGUCAGCGCUGCCUCAUCUAUGCCCAGAUCCAGGGCCAACUUCAGACGUCAGGCUCCAUGGAGGGGACAGCCGUGGUUCGGUAUAAUUUCCAAAAUGAGACUCCGACAGAAACAACAAAGUUCUCAUUCCAAUUUGAGAAGACAGACAGGCUCCCUGUUCACCGUCUGGCAGCUCAGGUGCUGUUGCAGGAAUUAGAAGAGGACAAGGAGAAGGUGGAAGAAAAGCGGGUCCUGGCACUAGAGACAAGCCUGAGCUCUGGAGUGGUGUGUUCCCAGACAGCUUACGUGGGUGUGAAUAUGGAGCUGGGCAAACCAGUUCAAGGACCUCUCAUCCACCGAAAUGUCCCACUUCCAGUUUUGAUGGGAUCAUCAGGAGUGAUGGUCCGCCGGAGAUUAGGAUCAUCACAUAAAAUUAAACGCGACAUCCAUGACUAUUCAGCUGAAUGUCUAGGGGCAAGUAUGUGUCAUAACCAGCAAGCUGCCAAUUCAGUUCAUGGAACGUAUUUUGGCUCACAGCCGUUAGGUUCUCAAUUUCUCAAUCUGGGGGCGAAGAGAUGUGCUGUACCACAAAUGAAAGUUGAAGUGAGAAAAUCACUCCACCCGGCAAAAGAUACAAAUAGGUCAAGCAGCAGAACUAAGGAAGAAGAAUCUCCUCUUUUGAAGUUGGUAUCCCUGCAGAAUGCAAAUGGCUCCUGGCCUCAUGGGCCUGCCCUAGCUGCCAUACUAGACCUGAGUGAAGCUGAGAUCUCAGGCAAAGCACCGGCCCAUGUGGCCUCAGAUAUAUGGGCAACAGUGCUGGCUGUUCUCUGGCUUCAUUUGAAUGCUGCAGAGCAGAAAAAUGAGUGGGAACUGCUGGAAGGAAAAGCUGUUCAUUGGCUCCAAGUGAAUGCAGGAGAUCAACUAGCUAAGUGUGUGAAUGCUGGCAAUGAAGUUCUGGGAAGUAGAGUCGGCCCCCAGGUAUUCGGGCUCUGAGUUUACAGUGUCAUCAUAUGCCUGAAACUGGAACAUCUGCAUCUAUUCUGCUUCUAUUCUUGCUGAAAUGUAACCUGCUGCAACCUCCAUUAGAACCUAUUAGGUUCUGGGUCGUCAUUCCCUUAAAAGUACUAGUGCCUUGCUUACAAACUCAUUAAGUUCUAAUGCAAGGGACAUGGUGGCUCAGUGGAUAAGACACUGAGCUUGUUGAUCGAAAGAUCGGCAGUUCAGUGAUUCAAAUCCCUAGUGCCACGAAAGGGGUGAGCUCCUGUUACUUGUCCCAGCUUCUGCCAACCUAGCAGUUCGAAAGCACAUAAAAAAUGUAAGUAGAAAAAUAGGGACCACCUUUGGUGAGAAUGUAACAGCGUUCCAUGCGCCUUUGACGUUUAGUCAUGCCAGCCACAUGACCAUGGAGAUGUCUUCGGACAGCGCUGGGUCUUCAGCUUUGAAACGGAGAUAAGCACCGCCCCCUAGAUUCAGGAACAACUUGUGCGAGGGGAACCUUUACCUUUACCUAAGUUCUAAUGCAUCACAAAUUGCUCUGUUGGCGCAUUGAUAUGCAAGCAUUCUAGGCAUAAAUGUAGCAAUAGCAUGUAGGCUUAUGUAUCACCCCAUAGCAUUUUACAACACUCUCUGGGAGGUUUAUAAUGUGGAAGCAUUAUUUGCACAUUGCCCCCAACAAUCUGGGUCGUCAUUUUAUCACUCUUGGAAGGAUGGAAGGCUGAGACAACCUUGAGCCCAUCAGGAUUGAACUCAGGCUAUGGGCAGGGUUUGCCUGCAAUACUGCAUUCUAAACACUAUGCCACCAGUAGAUUUAUAUUUAUUCUAUGCUAUAUAUAUGUGCUCCUCUCCCCCCCCCCAAAAAAAAUAUCACUUGAAAGAAUGAAAAUUAAGACUGACACCUACCACCCCAAUAUUUCUUCUUUAAUUUGCAGUUUAAAGUUUAUAUUAAGACCUUGGAGCAUAAAUAUGUAUGCAUCCUCCACUCGUUAAAAAUUAGGGAUGCAUUCCUAAUCCCAGGAAAACCCGAGAUAGAUUCGUAUAAUAAAUGAGAUUUUCACUGAUCUGAGAGAGCAAUAAAGGAUUAAACACUCUAGUUAAGAACAAAAACCCCAGAUCAGUAUUAACCUCAGGUAAUAUUUAUGGUUGUCAAUUUCAUUAUGCUAACAGUAUAAAAUAAUGAAGGGGAUGCUUACAAAAAAAGCCAGUUUGGUGUGAUUAAGGCAUCAAGCAGAAAUCAGGAGGUUGUCUUGCUUCAAGCAUAAAACAGCUGGAUGAUCUUGAGCUAGUCACACUCUUUUAGCCUUAGGAAGCAGAAACCACUGCUGAAAAACCUUACCAAAAAAACAAACGGCAGGGUCUACUUCCAAGCUUCACCAAAAGUCAACAAUAACUCAAAGGCACAUACAUGCAAUGAAAUAUAAUAUGAGCUUCUCUCAAAUUUUGUAGUUUGAUUUAAUAUCCAUAAAUAUGUUAACAAAGUUUAGAAAUAAGAACAGUAAGUUUAAAAUAGUUUUAAAUUGUUGAAUUAUGCAAACACUUGGAGUUUAUCAAUAUAUAAAGAAUUUUGGAUUUAUUGAA
This is a messenger RNA of Pantherophis guttatus, 4204 nucleotides long. Its product is annotated as von Willebrand factor A domain-containing protein 5A. The record is from RefSeq and is a predicted model, not a curated record. Lineage: Eukaryota; Metazoa; Chordata; Lepidosauria; Squamata; Colubridae.